AUGAAUACUUUGGUGUUUUAUGGUGCAACCAUAGCUUUAGCAAUUAUCAUAUUUUGGAGGUUGUUUCAUGGAGUUAAGAAAGAAGAAGUUCACCGGAGGAGAUCAAGAGCACCACCAACCAUUCCAGGGUCUCUCCCACUUCUGGGACACCUUCAUCUUAUGAGACAUCCGGUGCACCAACGUCUCGCCGGCUACGCAGCCUCUUAUGGCCCCAUCCUUAGCCUGCGCUUCGGCUCUCGUCCUGUACUCAUUGUCUCUUCAGCGGCCAUUGCUGAGGAAUGUUUAGUUGCUAAAGGCACUGCUUUUGCCAACCGUCCCCAGCUCACCUUCUCUCAAAUCUUCGGGUAUGACUACACCGCCGUGGACGUAGCCCCUUAUGGUCCUCAUUGGCGUAGCCUGCGACGUAUCAUGGCACAAGAAGUUCUAUCUCAGGCUAGGGUGACUUCCUUUGCUGGUGUGAGGGAAGAUGAGGUUAAGGGUCUUCUUGGCAAACUUUGUAAUAAUCCUGGGAGAGUGGCCAUGAGGGCUUAUCUCUAUGAUUUAACGUUCAAUUUCAUGGUGAGGAUUGUGAUGGGGAAGAGGUAUGUUAAUGGAGGUGGAGAAGAAGGGAGGGAGUUUAGAAGGAUUGUGGAGGCGGUGUUCUUUUUGAGUGGGAAACUUUGCAUGGAUGACUUCUUGCCUUGGUGGGUGGCGAGGUUGUUUGGAGGUGGUUUGAAAGAGAGGAUUGUGAAGUUAGGGAAGGAUAUGGACGAGUUGCUGCAGAGCUUGAUGGAUGAACGACGACAGCGAAGGAAGGAGGUGGAGGAGAUGGCAGUGAUCGAUGUCUUACUUGGGUUGCAGGAGAAGGAUCCAGGGUUUUGCUCCGACGUGAUCAUCAAAGGGAUUCUUUUGACUCUAAUAUCAGGAGGGACUGAUUCAGUAGCUGGAACUUUAGAAUGGGCAUUAGUUCUGCUGCUUAACCAUCCAGAAAUAUUAAACAAAGCAAGAGAUGAAAUAGCCAUGCAAGUAGGCACUGAACGUUUGGUCACAGACACAGACCUCCCUAAACUCAGUUAUCUUCACAAAAUCAUCAAAGAAACUCUGAGACUAUUCCCAGCAUUUCCUGCUCUCCUCCCUCAUGAAUCAUCAGAGGACUGCACCAUCUCUGGUUUUGAUAUCUCCUCCGGCACAGUGCUCCUUGUUAAUGCUUAUGCCAUUCAUAGAGACCCUGAGCUUUGGAAAGACCCACUCAAGUUUGAUCCAGAGAGGUUUGAUUGUAAGGUUGGAGACCAAGGGAAAGACUUCAAAUACAUAGCUUUUGGGUCUGGAAGGAGAGGAUGCCCUGGGGAAGGGUUUAGCAAAAGGAUGUUGAUGCUGACUUUGGGGUCUUUGAUUCAGUGCUUUGAAUGGGAGAGAAUUGGAGAAGAGCUUGUUGAUUUAGAUGAAGGUGAAGGGUUUGCUAUUCCUAAGGCUAACCCUUUGGAAGUUAUUUGCAAACCAAGGCCACAUAUGCUCCAUCUUCUGUCCCAACUUUAACCAACUAUAUCUGUGGAAAAAUCUUGC
This is a messenger RNA of Dioscorea cayenensis subsp. rotundata (Guinea yam), 1542 nucleotides long. RefSeq names its product cytochrome P450 81Q32-like. Lineage: Eukaryota; Viridiplantae; Streptophyta; Magnoliopsida; Dioscoreales; Dioscoreaceae. Bases 1 to 1515 code for a protein of 504 amino acids. The transcript is spliced from 2 exons. Gene Ontology annotation, molecular function: heme binding; oxidoreductase activity, acting on paired donors, with incorporation or reduction of molecular oxygen; monooxygenase activity. The record is from RefSeq and is a predicted model, not a curated record.